GGUGGUGCCGGCGUGCGACACGGCUUCCACGCGGACUGCAUCGACCUCUGGCUCGCCGCCAAAACGACCUGCCCCAUCUGCCGAACAGACAUCGAGCCCAAAUCCCCCACUGAAACCAUUCCCCCCAACCCCCCCAUCCCCCACAAGAAGGCCUGCGGUCAGAGCCAGGGGGACGCAGCAGUGAGACGGCAGCUGGCGAAUCAGCCGUGCGGGGAACUGUGGGAACGGAUGGGGGAGUGGCGGAAACGGGGGCAGCGGAAAGGCAAGAAGCGGCUCUUCUGUUUGCUGCAGUAGCAGCAACAGCAGGGGAAGGCGAGGGCGGAGACACGGGGGACGGAGCAGCCCUGGUUGCUGCGGGACGGAGAGGGGCGGAGGGCCGCUUGAGUGGCGGGGAAGGCGAACUGGCAGGAGCACGAGGUUUGGAGUGAGUAUGAUGAUGGAGGAAGAACAGAGGAAAGGGCUUGUUGUUCCAGAGGAAGGUCAACGCUGAACAAGGCUGUCAUUGCAAAGGAAUUUGUGGGAAUAGAGGCCCCUGAAGAGUGCGUUCUAUUUGAGCGCUGCAUCGAAGCAGGAACCAAAUGCAUGGGGUGGAGGGAGAGAAGCACAUCAUGCUGGGAAGCUGAGAGCUUCAACAGACCCAGUGUUUCCCAAGGAUGGUUUGCAGCCCAUUAACAGGAGGAACCCCCGUGAGAGGAGCUUUGCAAGGCGCCAACCCAAAGACUGCUGACGUUGUCGCUCCAGCUGCCACUGCAACUGCGGUUUAGCCAACUGGUUUCCCAUACCCAAGUUCUAAUCCAUCUGGACUAGACAAGGUGGGCAGAAGGUGCCAGGACCAUGUGACAAUGAAGGCGCUAUGUGCGCUGGCAACAGGUAGUCCUGGAGGAAGAUUCACUGUGGAUCAAACAGUCAAGAGGUCAUCAUGCACACAUGAUGAUCGGGUUGGGAGGAGGGGAUAAAGCAGAGGAGGGGGGACAGCAGUGAUGUGUUCUUGGGCACAGGGAAACAGCACCAUGUAUAUUGAAAGGAAAGUCCCCUGCAAGUUACGUUGAAGCACUAUUUAUUAGAGCUGUGAGCUUGCAAAGCAGAGACAACUGUGGUUCAACAGAGGCCGAGGCAAACUUGUGCGCGUGGGGAGGAUACAUAGUCUGGUCAGCAACUCUGUAGCCCUACUGAUGUUUUCUUGCCUGGCAUGGAUGCUUAUUCGUGCGGGAUCUUCUCCUGGUCGUGUAUUACCUUCUACCUGCACUUCUCGAGGCAAUUCAGUUAUCUUAGUUUCGUAGACAUUACCAUAGUGGACUGAGAAGUGUGUGCCUCAUCCAUAUCGGUAAAUCCAUACGUGUGAGGCUUUGAAACUGAAGCCCGACACUGGAACACACUGUUUGCGAGUCGUGCUGGAUGUACAGUUUUUGGACUGGAAUAUGGAUCAGGGA
This is a messenger RNA of Closterium sp. NIES-67, 1430 nucleotides long. NCBI's taxonomy places the organism in Eukaryota, Viridiplantae, Streptophyta, Zygnematophyceae, Desmidiales, Closteriaceae. The record is from the annotation of a GenBank genome assembly.